ACGCUCCGCUCUCAGCUCGCGCCCUCCAGUCGCGGUUAACGGGCGUGCGGUUGCCAGGAGAGACGCGCGUGAAGUGCAGCGUGCAGCUUUUACGGUGAAAGCGGCACGGGAUCGUCCCCCCCGCCAUUUCCUCGAGCCGAGCCCUGGAAUGUCGAACGGUGGCUCGGGCUCUUCCUCGCGGAAGGAGUUCGACGUGAAACAGAUCCUCCGGAUCCGAUGGAGGUGGUUCGGUCACCCCGCGGUUCCUCCGCCUCACUCCCCGCCACUCGGAGACUACUUCAGCGCGAGAAGAACGGGAGGCAGCCCGGCGGACGGUCCCUCUGUUAGCGGCGGCAGCAACUUAAAUCCGGUCGGCGUUAACCCGAGCGGGAGCUGUCACAGCGGACUGGUGGCAAGCGGCAGCGCCGGGUCUAACCUGUGUAGCGGCAGAAAGUUUGCUGAUCCGGCGGGGAGUCGGAGAGGUCCGGCCGGAGCGGCGGCUGGAGCCACCUCAGCCACGGGGACCUCCUGUACCCGCUCCCUCAGCCAGCCCGAGUGCAGGAGCUCCGUCGCGGCGCUCUCCUGGAUUUCCCCGCCGCCGCCUCGGCGUCGGGCUCGUCCGGUGACAAACAUGGAGCCCCCCGGCGAGGCCCCGGUGCCCCAGCUGGUAGUUGAGCCCUCUGGUCCUGCCGGGGCCGAGGAGGAGAUCGAGCAGGCGGCGGCGGCGGCGGCGGCGGGGACUGAUGAGAACAACCAUCCGGAAACUGACUCCAGCUCCUGCAGGACGUCUAACAGCAGCGCGACCCUCUCCUCCUGCGUGUCCAUGGAGCCGUGCGCCUGUCCAGAGGAGUCCAUGUUUACCGCUUUGGCUCACGCUGAUGUCACCUUCCACAAGAUGGAGGGCUACCUGAGGACCAGGCAGCUGUGUGAUGUCACGCUGGUGGCUGGAGACAGACGGAUACCUGCACACAGACUGGUCCUCUCAUCUGUGUCGGACUACUUCGCGGCCAUGUUCACCAGCGAUGUGCGGGAGGCCAAGCAGGACGAGGUGAAGAUGGAAGGAGUGGACCCCGAGGCCUUGUGGGUCCUGGUCCAGUACGCGUACACAGGCCGCCUCGAGCUGAAAGAGGACACCAUCGAGUCUUUGCUGUCGGCCUCCUGCCUGCUGCAGUUGUCGUCGGUGGUCCAAGCUUGCUGCUCCUUCCUGGUGAAGCAGCUCCACCCCUCUAACUGUCUCGGCAUCCGCUCCUACGCCGACGCCCAGGGCUGCCAUGACCUGCAAAGAGCCGCUCACGCCUACACCAUGGAGCACUUCCUGGAUGUAGUCGGAGGCCAGGAGUUUCUUGUACUCCCAGUGGAGGAGAUGGAAAGGCUGCUGACAUCUGAUGACAUCAACGUGCCAGACGAGGAAACGGUGGUGACCUCUUUGCUGAGCUGGGUCAGUCACGAUCCCGCCACCCGGCAGCCCCGCCUACCGUCACUGCUGGCUCACGUCAGACUGCCGCUGCUGCAACCGCAGUUCUUGGCUGACCUGGAGUCCAACCCUCUCCUCCGAGACAGCGUGGAGUGCCAGCGACUUCUGAUGGAGGGGAUGAAGUAUCACCUCCUGCCACAGCGCCGGCCCCUGCUUCAGAGUCCUCGCACGCGGCCCCGGAAGGCCACGGUUGGGGCCAUGUUUGCUGUGGGCGGCAUGGACGCCUCGAAAGGUGCCACAAGUAUCGAGCAGUACUGUCUGCGUCGGGACUCGUGGAAACAGGUCGCCACCAUGAGCGGGCGGAGGCUGCAGUUUGGCGUAGCUGUCCUCGACGGCCGUCUCUACGUGGUCGGAGGCCGAGACGGACUUAAGACCCUCAACACCGUGGAGUGUUACAAUCCGCACAGCAAAACCUGGAGCGUCAUGCCUCCCAUGUCCACACACAGGCACGGCCUAGGUGUGGCUGUCCUAGAGGGACCUAUGUAUGCAGUGGGAGGACAUGAUGGCUGGAGCUACCUCAGUACAGUGGAAAGGUGGGACCCUCAAGCACGCCAGUGGAGCUUUGUUGCAAGCAUGGCUACACCCAGAAGCACUGUGGGAGUAGCUGUUCUCAAUGGCAAGCUGUACGCUGUAGGAGGUCGUGACGGCUCAUCCUGCCUGCGAUCAGUGGAGUGCUUCGACCCCCACACAAACAGGUGGACUAGCUGUGCUCCUAUGGCUAAAAGGCGUGGAGGUGUGGGAGUGGCCACGUGGCACGGUUUUCUGUACGCCAUCGGCGGUCACGACGCUCCGGCCUCAUCCCUGGCGUCUCGAUUAAGUGACUGCGUGGAAAGAUACGACCCUCAGACUGAUGUUUGGACCACAGUGGCGCCCAUGAGCAUCAGCAGAGAUGCUGUUGGCGUUUGUCUCCUCGGCGAUCGUCUCUAUGCUGUGGGUGGUUAUGACGGGCAGGUGUACCUCAAUACUGUUGAAGCCUAUGACCCUCAGACGAAUGAGUGGACCCAGGUUGCCCCUCUGUGCCUGGGCAGGGCAGGAGCCUGUGUGGUGGCCGUCAGACUGUGACCGCCGGAGCGCCCGUGUAAGAUGACAGACUAUCUGCCCACGAUGGGGCUCAGAGACUGAACUCGCUGCAUCAGCUGAAGCUGGAGAGACUCGGAGUGAAGCGUCUGCCUUCAGUGACGGCGAUUUCUGAGCUCUCUCCCGGUUUUACUCGGACAGCAUCAUCCUAAUGCUCGCCAGUCAACUUCUACAGAUAGAUUAGGGCAGGUUGGCUUUCGCACAGAUGUUCACAUCCUGACAACUUUAUCUGAGUGACACAACAAGUGUCUUAUGGGUUCAUUCCCCCCACCCCACCCCGACACUCUCACUUUGUGUAGUAUAAACCUACACGGCUGCUAUCCGCUAUUAUUUCUGCUGGCAGAUAGGUGAGACGGAGAGAACGAGGCCGUCAGGAGCGCCUGUCGGCUUUCCCUACAGAAUCUGAUUGUAUGCAUUGAUGCUAUUUUUAAUAAGCAACCUGUUCUUUUUAUGCUGCGGUUUGCAAACACGCCGCCGCUCUGUUUUGCCCGCUGACGGAUGAAAGCAAAGCUUUUGACGUAAUCAGCACAACCUCUCCAGCAGCUAUUCUGUGAGAAACUGUGAGCCACUUUGUUAUUUUCAUUUUUUUUUUUUUAAACGUUAUGCUUUAUCGAAUGUUUCUUAGUGUUCAACACAUUGCAUCAGCUCCAAUCUUGAUGCUUUGUGGGGAUUUUUUUUUGGGCAACGUAAAUGAGCAAAUUACCCUAUCCUUACCUUUAUAUUUCGUUGUACUUGCAUAUUUGUUGUUUUUAUUUUCCGUGCCAAUUAAGCAGUGUUAAUGGCUGUUUAGCCUGAGUUGUAGUAACAACACAGUGGUCCUGCCUUGGUCCCUGCAGGGUAAAUUAGUUUUCAGCUUCCCCCCCUAAGACAAGGCCAGCUAUUUACAGGCUUUGUUUUUAAACAAGGUCCAUUGAGCUUUUCAUUUUACAAGCCAAGAUGUUUUUCCCCUCCUCAACUGCAAGUGCUUUUGCCAUCGUCAGUCUGUGUGUGUCUGCUGAUGUUGCACGUGCAGGGUUUGCAGGGAGUGUAUUUUUUUUAUCUUAAAUGAGAAUCUUCUCCCUUUUCCUCCUCUCUCGUUCCACAUCCUCAAUUCCCUGCAGUUCGCUGCUGCGCAGACACACACAGACACACACAGACACACACAGAC
Molecule: messenger RNA, 3677 nt
Organism: Fundulus heteroclitus (mummichog)
Lineage: Eukaryota; Metazoa; Chordata; Actinopteri; Cyprinodontiformes; Fundulidae
Gene: klhl5
Product: kelch-like family member 5
Exons: 13
Coding region: 149-2515 (788 amino acids)
Molecular function (GO): protein binding
Source: RefSeq, a predicted model, not a curated record